AUGUUUUACGGUUGUGUUCAAAACACGAUGAAAAAGCCAAAGUUUUUGACACGAGCGGAACGUGAAGCAAUAGCUUUGAAAAAGCGUGAAGAAGAAGUGGCAAAACAGCGAGAACUGCAGAAAGCUUUAUUGGAAAAACGGAAGACAUUCAUACAGGAUGGCAAACGAAUAGAAAAAGAACGUGAAAGAGAGCGCAAAGAACGUGAACGUGAAGGCGAACGUGAGCGUGAGCGUGAGCGUGAAGGAGAACGGGAACGUGAGCGGGAACGUGAACGUGAAAAAGACACAGAACGUGAAAAAGAGCGGGAAAGAGGACGGAGAAGCCGAAGUCGUGAAAGAGAAGGACGAAGAAGUAAAAGUCGAGAACGACGCAGUCGUAGUCGAGAUAAACGUCAGGAUACUGACAAAGCCGAUCGUAAUGGGGAUACGAAAGACGAUCGAGAAACUGAUAAGGAUUUGGAGAAGCUCAAUGAAGCUAUUCGUCUGCGUUAUCUGGGUGGGCAACGAGAAAAACGCAAACGUGGUCGUCGGCUACAUGAACGGAAGUUUAUUUUUGAUUGGGAUGCUGGCGAAGAUACUUCUAAUGACUACAAUAAAUUAUAUCAAAAUAGGCACGAAGUGCAAUUUUUUGGUAGGGGUUCCAUUGCGGGAAUGGAUGUAAAUGCUCAGAAAAAGCAAAAAUCGGAGUUUUAUGCAAAUUUGAUGGAAAAGCGGCGCACAAAAGAAGAAAAGCAACAAGAAGAACUACGCUUAGCUGGUGUAAAGAAGAAAGAAAAAAAAGAAGCAUUUGAUAAUAGACACUGGACGCAGAAAAGUCUGGAUCAGAUGACCGAACGUGAUUGGCGGAUAUUCAGAGAAGAUUACAAUAUUUCUAUCAAAGGUGGUCGUGUUCCAAAGCCACUGCGUAACUGGGAAGAAGCUGGCUUGCCAUCAGAGGUCUACGAUGUUAUCAUGAAAAUUGGAUACAAGGAACCAACUCCAAUUCAACGACAAGCGAUUCCAAUUGGUUUGCAGAACAGAGAUAUAAUUGGUGUGGCAGAAACUGGCUCGGGAAAAACAGCCGCAUUCUUGAUACCACUUCUUGUUUGGAUCACAUCAAUACCCAAGUUUCAGGGUAAUGAAGACCAAGAUUCGGGACCUUAUGCUGUUAUCAUGGCACCAACACGUGAAUUAGCGCAGCAAAUCGAAGAAGAAACAGUGAAAUUUGGACAGUUACUCGGCAUUCGAACGGUUUCUGUAAUUGGUGGUGCUUCGCGUGAAGAACAGGGUUUGAAACUUCGUCUAGGUGUUGAAGUUGUUAUUGCUACACCGGGGCGUCUUUUGGAUGUUUUGGAAAAUCGGUAUUUAUCAUUGGACCAGUGCACGUAUGUCAUACUUGAUGAAGCUGACAGAAUGUUGGAUAUGGGUUUCGAACCAGAAGUCCAGAAAGUUCUUGAAUAUAUUCCCGUAACCAAUUUGAAGCCGGACACGGAAGAUGCAGAAAAAGAAGAAUCUAUAAUGGAAAAUUUUUUCUCAAAGAAAAAGUAUCGUCAAACUGUAAUGUUUACGGCAACGAUGAGCCCAGCGAUUGAACGCUUAGCUCGAGCUUAUCUACGGCGCCCAGCUGUUGUAUAUAUUGGUUCAGUUGGUCGGCCUACAGAACGAGUGGAGCAGAUUGUGUACUUGAUCGGUGAAGAAAGCAAGCGCAAGAAACUCGUUGAAUUAAUUUCGUCUGAUACGUUCGAACCGCCUAUCAUUAUUUUUGUCAACCAGAAACGGGGAGCAGAUAUAUUAGCCAAAGGUCUUACAAAACUUGGUUUCCAACCGUGUGUUUUGCAUGGUGGCAAAGGUCAAGAUGCUCGUGAGUAUUCAUUAGCAGCACUAAAAGAUGGUUCUAAAGAUAUAUUGGUUGCAACGGAUGUUGCUGGACGCGGUAUCGACAUCAAAGAUGUUUCUUUAGUGCUGAAUUAUGAUAUGGCAAAAUCAAUUGAAGAUUACACUCACAGAAUAGGUCGAACAGGUCGAGCUGGAAAGCAUGGCAAGGCGAUAACUUUCUUGACUCCUGAAGAUAAGGAUGUAUUUUAUGAUUUGAAGCAGUGCCUUCUUGAAAGUCCAGUAUCUACUUGCCCACCUGAAUUAGCUAAUCAUCCUGAAGCUCAACACAAACCUGGAACAUUUGUUGUCAAGAAACGCCAAGAAGAAACAUUAUUUCGGAACUGA
Molecule: messenger RNA, 2199 nt
Organism: Thelazia callipaeda (thelaziosis nematode)
Lineage: Eukaryota; Metazoa; Nematoda; Chromadorea; Rhabditida; Thelaziidae
Source: the annotation of a GenBank genome assembly